AUGCUCCCGCUUUCCAUCGCCCCGUCCCAUUCUCCUAAUUUCCAUCACCCCGCCCCAUUCUCCCUCCUUCCAUCACCCCGCCCCAUUCUCCCGCUUUCCAUCAGCCCACCCCAUUCUCCCGCUUUCCAUCUCCCCGCCCCAUUCUACCUCCUUCCAUCACCCCGCCCCAUGCUCCCACUUUCCAUCACCCCGCCCCAUUCUCCCGCUUUCCAUCACCCCGCCUCCAUUCUCCCUCCUUCCAUCACACCGCCCCAUUCUCCCGCUUUCCAUCACCACGCCCCAUUCUCCCACUUUCCAUCACCCCGCCCCAUUCUCCCUCCUUCCAUCACCCCGCCCCAUUCUCCCUCCUUCCAUCACCCCGCCCCAUUCUCCCGCUUUCCAUCACCCCGCCCCAUUCUCCCUCCUUCCAUCACCCUGCCCCAUUCUCCCGCUUUCCAUCACAACGCGCUAUUCUCCCUCCUUCCAUCACCCCGCCCCAUUCUCCCGCUUUCCAUCACCCCGCCCCAUUCUCCCGCUUCCCAUAACCCCACCUCAUUCUCCCGCUUUCCAUCACCCCGCCACAUUCUCCCGCUUUCCAUCACCCCGCCCCAUUCUCCUUCCUUCCAUCACCCCGCCCCAUUCUCCCGCUUUCCAUCACCCCGCUCCAUUCUCCCGCUUUCCAUCACGCCGCCCCCUUCUCCCUCCUUCCAUCACCCCGCCCCAUUCUCCCUCCUUCCAUCACCCCGCCCCAUUCUACCGCUUUCCAUCAGCCCGCCCCUUUCUCCCGCUUUCCAUCACCCUGCCCCAUUCUCCCGCUUUCCAUCAACCCGCCCCAUUCUACCGCUUUCCAUCACCCCGCCCCAUUAUCCCGCUUCCCAUCAUCCCGCCCCAUUCCCCCGCUUUCCAUCACCCCUCCCCAUUCUCCCUCCUUCUAUCACCCCGCCCCAUUCUCCCGCUUUCCAUUACCCGCCCCAUUCUCCCGCUUUCCAUCACCUCGCCCCAUCUCCCGCUUUCCAUCACCCUGCCCCAUUCUCCCGCUUUCCAUCACCCCGCGCCAUUCUUCCGCUUUCCAUCACCCCGCCCCCUUCUCCCUCCUUCCAUAACCCCGCCCCAUUCUCCCUCCUUCCAUCACCCCGCCCCAUUCUCCCGCUUUCCAUUACCCGCCCCAUUCUCCCGCUUUCCAUCACCUCGCCCCAUCUCCCGCUUUCCAUCACCCCGCCCUAUUCUUCUGCUUUCCAUCACCCCUCCCCAUUCUCCUGCUUUCCAUCACCCCGCCCCAUUCACCCGCUUUCCAUCACCCGCCCCAUUCUCCCUGCUUUCCAUCACCCCGCCCCAUUCUCCCGCUUUCCAUCACCCCGCUUCAUUCUCCCGCUUUCCAUCACCCCGCCCCAUUCUCCCGCUUCCCAUAACCCCACCCCAUUCUCCCGCUUUCCAUCACCCCGCCACAUUUUCCCACUUUCCAUCACCCCGCCCCCUUCUCUCUCCUUCCAUCACCCCGCCCCAUUCUCCCUCCUUCCAUCACCCCGCCCCAUUCUCCCGCUUUCCAUAAGCCCGCCCCAUUCUCCCGCUUUCCAUCACCCCGCCCCUUUCUCCCGCUUUCCAUCUCCCCGCCCCAUUCUCUCGCCCCAUUCUCUCGCUUACCAUCACCCCGCCCCCUUCUUCCUCCUUCCAUCACCCCGCCCCAUUCUCCCUCCUUCCUUCACCCCGCCCCAUUCUCCCGCUUUCCAUCACCCUGCCCCUUUCUCCCGCUUUCCAUCACCCCGCCCCAUUCUCCCGCUUUUCCAUCACCCCGCCCCAUUCUCCCUCCUUCCAUCACCCCGCCCCAUUCUCCCGCUUUCCAUCACCCCGCCCCAUUCUCCCGCUUUCCAUCACCCCGCCCCCUUCUCCCUCCUUCCAUCACCCCGCCCCAUUCUCCCUCCUUCCAUCACCCCGCCCCAUUCUCCCGCUUUCCAUCACCCCGCCCCAUUCUCCCGCUUUCCAUCACCCCGCCCCUUUCUCCCGCUUUCCAUCUCCGUGCCCCAUUCUCCCGCUUUCCAUCACCCCGCCCCAUUCUCCCGCUUUCCAUCACCCCGCCCCAUUCUCCCGCUUUCCAUCACCCCGCCCCCUUCUCCCUCCUUCCAUCACCCCGCCCCAUUCUCCCUCCUUCCAUCACCCCGCCCCUUUCUCCCGCUUUCCAUCACCCCGCCCCACUCUCCCGCUUCCCAUCAUCCCGCCCCAUUCUCCCGCUUUCUAUCACCCCGCCCCAUUCUCCCUCCUUCCAUCACCCCGCCCCAUUCUCCCGCUUUCCAUCACCCCGCCCCAUUCUCCCGCUUUCCACCACCCCGCCCCCUUCUCCCUCCUUCCAUCACCCCGCCCCAUUCUCCCUCCUUCCAUCACCCCGCCCCAUUCUCCCGCUUUCCAUCAGCCCGCCCCAUUCUCCCGCUUUCCAUCACCCCGCCCCUUUCUCCCGCUUUCCAUCUCCCUGCCCCAUUCUCCCGCUUUCCAUCUCCCCGCCCCAUUCUCCCGCUUCCAUCACCCCGCCCCAUUCUCCCGCUUCCCAUCAUCCCGCCCCAUUCCCCUGCUUUCCAUCACCCCUCCCCAUUCUCCCCUCUUCCAUCACCCCGCCCCAUUCUCCCGCUUUCCAUCACCCCGCCCCAUUCUCUCACUUUCCAUCACCGCGCCCCAUUCUCCCGCUUUCCAUCACCCCGACCCAUUCUCCCGCUUUCCAUCACCCCGCCCCAUUCUCCCUCCUUCCAUCACCCCGCCGCAUUCUCCCGCUUUCCAUCACCUCGCCCCAUUCUCCCUCCUUCCAUCACCCCGCCCCAUUCUCCCGCUUUCCAUCACCUCGCCCCAUUCUCCCUCAUUCCAUCACCCCGCUCCAUUCUCCCGCUUUCCAUCACCCCGCGCCAUUCUCCCGCUUCCCAUAACCCCACCCCAUUCUCCCGCUUUCCAUCACCCCGCCACAUUUUCCCACUUUCCAUCACCCCGCCCCCUUCUCUCUCCUUCCAUCACCCCGCCCCAUUCUCCCUCCUUCCAUCACCCCGCCCCAUUCUCCCGCUUUCCAUCAGCCCGCCCCAUUCUCCAGCUUUCCAUCACCCCGCCCCUUUCUCCCGCUUUCCAUCUCCCCGCCCCAUUCUCCCGCUUUCCAUCAGACCGCCCCAUUCUCCCGCUUUCCAUCACCCCACCCCAUUCUUCCGCUUCCCAUCAUCCCGCCCCAUUCCCCCGCUUUCCAUCACCCCUCCCCAUUCUCCCUCCUUCCAUCACCCCGCCCCUUUCUCCCGCUUUCCAUCUCCCGCCCCAUUCUCCCGCUUUCCAUCACCCGCCCCAUUCUCCCGCUUUCCAUCACCUCGCCCCGUUCUCCCGCUUUCCAUCACCCCGCCCCAUUCUUCUGCUUUCCAUCACCCCGCCCCAUUCUCCCGCUUUCCAUCACCCUGCCCCAUUCACCCGCUUUCCAUCACCCGCCCCAUUCUCCCGCUUUCCAUCAGACCGCCCCAUUCUCCCGCUUUCCAUCACCCCACCCCAUUCUCCCGCUUUUCAUCACCCCGCCCCAUUCUCCCGCUUUCCAACACCCCGGCCCAUUCUCUCGCUUUCCAUCACCCCGCCCCCUUCUUCCUCUUUCCAUCACCCCGCUCCAUUCUCCCUCCUUCCUUCACCCCGCCCCAUUCUCCCGCUUUCCAUCACCCUGCCCCAUUCCUCCGCUUUCCAUCACCCCGCACCAUUCUCCCACUUUCCAUCACCCCGCCCCAUUCUCCCGCUUUCCAUCACCCUGCCCCAUUCUCCCGCUUUCCAUCACCCCGCGCCAUUCUUCCGCUUUCCAUCACCCCGCCCCCUUCUCCCUCCUUCCAUCACCCCGCCCCAUUCUCCCUCCUUCCAUCACCCCGCCCCAUUCUCCCGCUUUCCAUCAGCCCGCCCCAUUCUCCGGCUUUCCAUCACCCCGCCCCUUUCUCCCGCUUUCCAUCUCCCUGCCCCAUUCUCCCGCUUUCCAUCACCCCGCCCCAUUCUCCCGCUUUCCAUCACCCCGCCCCAUUCUCCCGCUUCCCAUCAUCCCGCCCCAUUCCCCCGCUUUCCAUCACCCCUCCCCAUUCUCCCUCCUUCCAUCACCCCGCCCCAUUCUCCCUCUUUCCAUUACACGCCCCAUUCUCCCGCUUUCCAUCACCCCGCCCCAUUCUCCUGCUUUCCAUCACCCAGCCCCAUUCACCUGCUUUCCAUCACCCGCCCCAUUCUCCCGCUUUCCAUCACCCCGCCCCAUUCUCCCACUUUCCAUCACCCCGCCCCAUUCUCCCGCUUUUCAUCACCCCGCCCCAUUCUCCCGCUUUCCAACACCCCGCCCCAUUCUCCCGCUUUCCAUCACCCCGCCCCAUUCUCCCGCUUUCCAUCACCCUGCCCCAUUCUCCCUCCUUCCAUCACCCCGCCUCAUUCUCCCUGCUUCCAUCACCCCGCCCCAUUCUCCCGCUUUCCAUCACCCCGCCCCAUUCUCCCGCUUUCCAUCUCCAGGACCACGCAAGCUCUAAGACCAGGUAA
Messenger RNA from Closterium sp. NIES-65, 4479 nucleotides. The record is from the annotation of a GenBank genome assembly. Lineage: Eukaryota; Viridiplantae; Streptophyta; Zygnematophyceae; Desmidiales; Closteriaceae.